AUGGAAGCGGCCCGGCUGCUCGGGGGCAGCGGGGCAAAGUAUGAAACGGCCGACACCAGGAAUCAGAUAAGGAGCGCCGCCUCAGCGAGGACCCAGCAAGAAGCAGCUCCAGUGAAAAGAAUGGACAAAGAUGCAGAAGCGUUGCAGGCGGCCAGAGCAGAGCUGAGCGAGGCCCGGCGGCAGUGGCACCACAUGCAGAGCGAGAUCGAAUCCCUGCACGCUGUGGAAAAGGGUUUGGAGCGCUCGCUGCGUGCCACGGAGCAGCAGUACCACAUGCAGCUACAGAACUUAGAGGCGGAGAUUGAAUGCUUGGAGAAGGACCUGCAGGACGUGAGGAGAGGCAUCGAGAAGCAGCUGCGAGAGCACGAAAUUCUCCUGAACACGAGGAUGAAGCUGGAGGAGGAGAUUGCAACGUACCGCAGCCUGCUGGAGCAGGAAGAGAACAGGUACUAUGGCUGCCUGCAGGUCGGUGCUCGCCGCCCCCUGGGCUCACGGCCUCCACAGAGCUUCAGAGCUGGGCUGUUGCCACCCUCCAUCCACCUGCAUGGCACAUCUGCGUUUUCUUUUAUAGAUGGAGUGAAGAAGCACGAAAGUGACAAGAUGGAGUUGAUGACGAAACAAGCAGUCCUAGAAGAAAAUAUUAUGAAGCAAAGUGCUGAAGCUCAUGGCACUAUAAAGACAGAAAAAGUGGACGAAGUCAUUAAGCAGUGGGAAGGCUCUUUCUUCAAGGACAACCCGCGCUUGAGGAAGAAAUCCGUUUCGCUGCGCUUUGACCUGCACCUGGCAGCGGCCGAGGAAGGGCACAAACCCAGCCAGCAGAAAGCCCUGCCUGCCAUCGAGGUCAGGCUGGUGAUGAGGCGCUCGUGCAGCAUUCCCUCCAUCACACCCUAGCGCUGGGCACAGCAGGCCGGAGCCCCCUGCCACCGUACGGCCCUGCACACAACGCACAGCGGCGGGGAGAAGAGAGGAGAGGCAGAUCCUGCAAAGCCUGACUGCCUCCAGCUCUCUGCUCCGGGCGCAGGCUGCAGUUCUCUCAUCGCUGUUGUUUUGUAGUACUUCUCCAAA
Molecule: messenger RNA, 1065 nt
Organism: Lagopus leucura (white-tailed ptarmigan)
Lineage: Eukaryota; Metazoa; Chordata; Aves; Galliformes; Phasianidae
Gene: KRT222
Product: keratin 222
Exons: 6
Coding region: 1-891 (296 amino acids)
Source: RefSeq, a predicted model, not a curated record